AACAAUGGAUAACCUAAUAAUAAUAAAAACAGAAAUCGAGAACGCAUUCAAACACAAACAAAUCCUCGGUAUGAUCAGUCUUGAUAUAACCAAGGCCUACGAUUCCGUAUGGAGACACAGAAUACUAACUAUACUAAGCAAAAUUUUAACAAGCGGCAACAUGUUCAAAUAUAUAUCAAACUUCCUAAAAGAAAGACAAUUUCAGGUCAAGGUAUCAAAUACCUUAUCCAAUACGUUCUAUCAAGAAAACGGUAUUCCACAAGGUUCCUCUCUGGCAGUUACAUUAUUUCUCUUAGCUAUUAAUGAUAUCGUUGAAACAAUACAAGUUCCCGUAAUAUCCAACCUCUAUGCAGACGAUUUCAACAUACUAUGCAGAAGCAAUAACCUAAAUACAGUGCAAGAGUUUCUCCAAAAAAGUGCGAACAACUUAUCAGAUUGGUCAAAAAAAACAGGCUUCUCAUUCUCUAACCUAAAAUCACAAAGCAUCAUCUUCACAAAACGAAGGAAAAUAAAACCCCUAAAAAUAACACUAGACAACCUCGUCAUACCCAACCAAGAUAAAAUAAAAAUACUAGGAAUUACAUUCGACUCCAAACUAAAUUGGUUACCUCACCUUAAAAAUAUCCGUGAUUCACUAUCUCAAAAACUCAAUAUAAUUAAAAUAAUUUCACAUACAACUUGGGGUGGGGACAGCUCUACCCUUUUAAUGAUCUAUAGAGCUUUAAUCAGAUCAAAAACAGACUAUGGCUCAAUAUUAUUCAACAAUGCUAACACCUCCCACUUAAAUAUGAUUCAAACCAAACUCAAUACUGCCAUAAGAUUAUCAAUCGGGGGAUUUAAAUCCAGCCCAAUUGAGAGCAUUAGAAACAUCGCCAACGAAAUUUCCCCUAAACUCAGAAGGGAAAAACUACUUCUAUUGCAUUGUGCCAGAACCAAAAGAAAUACAAACAACCCAGCAACCAAAAUAAUAAACACAUAUAUACAAGAAGCUGAAAAAAAAAAUAUAAAAAUAAACAACAUUCUAGAUAGAAAACCCUAUAAUUUCCCCCCAUGGAACACGACAUUCAACGUCAACCUCUCACUAACAAAUUUCAAAAAAGAAAACACAAUUCCCUCCAUAUAUAAAAACAUGCUUCAAAAUAUACUGCAAGAGCAUCCAAACAGUGUUCAAAUUUAUACUGAUGCCUCCAAAACCAACAACGGAGUCGGGGUUGCAAUGAUAGUAAAUAAUCAAAAAAUAACAUAUAAACUUCCUCCCCAAGCCUCAAUAUUUACAGCAGAAGCGAUUGCAAUAUACAAAGCAGCCAAAUUUUUCCACUCAGAAUGCGUAAGCCCCGAAACUAAAUGCAUAAUUCUUAGCGACUCACUAAGCAAUCUAAUAGCAAUCACAAAUACAAGUAACCCGCCCGAUACCACAAAGCUCAUCCAAGAAGAAACCUUCCAGGCUGGCAAAAAAGGGAAACAAAUCCUAUUUGUAUGGGUUCCUGGACAUAGUGGUAUACUGGGAAACGAAAUAGCGGAUAAAGAAGCUCAUAACGCAAUAGACUCAACAUCAACCACAAAUAUAAAUUCCAUCACAUUCGACGACGCGAAAAUCGUAAUCAACACUUACAUAAACAAUAAAUGCCACUCCCACUGGCGACAACUUAACACUAAACUCAAUCAAAUUAAAAAUAACACCAACCUAUGGACAAAUUCCGGACUUAGUAGAAAAGAUGAAACCACAAUCAACAGACUUCGAAUAGGACACACACAUCUAACGCACAGCUACUUGAUGAGCAACGACGAACCUCCAUCAUGCGACACAUGCAGAGUCCCCCUAACGGUAAAACAUAUCAUCACCGAAUGCCAUAAAUACAACCAGUACCGCGAUCAAUUCCACAUCUCUGAACAAAUCUGUCAAGCACUUGGACCAAACCCACAGGACACUAACAACUUAAUUUUAUUCCUUAAAAAAUCAGAAUUGUAUAACUUAAUUUAAAAAAAAAA
Sipha flava (yellow sugarcane aphid) is the source of this 1989-nucleotide messenger RNA. RefSeq lists its product as uncharacterized. Lineage: Eukaryota; Metazoa; Arthropoda; Insecta; Hemiptera; Aphididae. Gene Ontology annotation, molecular function: nucleic acid binding; RNA-DNA hybrid ribonuclease activity. The record is from RefSeq and is a predicted model, not a curated record. The transcript has a single exon. Bases 5 to 1981 code for a protein of 658 amino acids.